AUGUCAUGGAACAAGGCCGACCUCUCGCGAGUCAAGCAGUUUGCGCGAGAUGAAGAAGAUCUCCGCCGCCUUAUGGAGAUGACAGUCGUAGAUCGAGAGGUUGAGAUAGAGCGCCGCCACAACAGUCAGAUUUGGGGGUCUGCCAAACCAUACAGUACUACACAGCACUUCAAUCCCACGCAGAUAGAUCUGGGGCUUGGAGAUGAUGACAAUGUGCUGAAGGAGAGCUCAGAGUCAUUUGUGGUUGAGGAUGAAAAUGAGGAGUCUGAACAGUUUACUAACUUCGCUACCCAGGAGCCCAUUGAGCCCCAGAUCACAGCAAAAUGCUAUCAGAAUGUCAUCUUGCCUGCACAGUUUCUUGUUAUGUAUUCUCCGCAGUGGUUCUUUGAAGAAGUGAUCCGGAAGCACGCGAUGUUUCUUCUUCGGCUCAAUAAGCUGGGAGCUAACGUCCUCCCCCAGUAUAGCCGUAAUCUUCUUAUCCCUGUCCGUGUUUCUCCCGACAUGUGGCAGUCUGACGCCAAUUCAUUCGGCGAAGUGUAUCAGGAGAGCAGGGAACAUAUCUAUGACAGCUACUUGGCCAAUCCUGAAAUCUCUCGCUACUACGUAGAAAUACUCUUCCCCGAAGAUCUGCAGAAGGAGAAGCUUAGGGUUUCAUGUGCAGAUCUGGUUCAGGACGAAGAGCAGUACAAUGAGAAGAUAGAGGCGUCGUCUCUUUUCACGGACACAAUGCUGCGGGAGCUCAUGAGUGUCAACCAGUGUCCAUAUAGAGCAGUUACAUACCGUGAACUUGUGGAGUCUGGAUUGGCAAUCAAGGCAAUCAUGCAGGCUGUGAUAGGGACUAAGCCAGAGCGGGAAUACGUUUCUAAGUUGAUCCAGUUUGAGAACUAUAUCAUAAAGGCACUUAGCCCAUUCCCCAAUAUUAAGAUUAACCAGAUUCACAUGAGAAUAGACGCCAUAAAUGACAGUGAAAAGCAAAUUUUACUAUGCCACCACGUAAAAGUAGAAGACUCAACACAAGAUGAGUUGGAGGCUAGAUACUCAGAGAGCAGCAGAAGGCACCUAAAGCAGCUUAGAGAGGAAUUGCUUCGGUGUGAAGAUGCAUAUAGAAAGUCUCUUACUGCAAAGAAGGAGAUUAGCUAUUCCCUAUACAACACGUCUACUGGCACCCAAUCAAGCCUAGAGUUUAUGUGUUUCAAUUCCGCAGGAUCAUUGCAGCAGCUCUGGCAGAAAGCCUAUAAGGAGCUCCUCACCAGCCAUACGAAGCCGCAGUAUGCAGAAAAGCUAGCUACACUCAAAGCGCAUCUGAAGCUAGACAAGAGUGCGUCCGUUCAGACACAGCUGGGGAAGACCCUUCUGAUGGCUGAGGCCAUCGACACCUUUACACUUAAUAGUGUGAUUAACAUCGCAGAUGGCUUCUUCACUAUCAAGGACCACGCGGACCUUGGCUCCUGGCCUUUAUUGGGCCCCCGGUAUCGGGUGGACAUCUUGGGGGCCUGCACCGAAGCUUUCAAAGAAAACAGACGGAAUGGAGCCUUCUACUUUUGCCAUCGCUACGUCGAGGACGGCUGCACUGUUCUCAAAUUCGCGAGCGAGCCGGCUCCCUGCCCGUCGUCUUCGCCCACUUGA
Messenger RNA from Giardia duodenalis, 1626 nucleotides. RefSeq lists its product as uncharacterized. The record is from RefSeq and is a predicted model, not a curated record. NCBI's taxonomy places the organism in Eukaryota, Fornicata, Diplomonadida, Hexamitidae. The transcript has a single exon. The coding region runs from base 1 to 1626 and encodes 541 amino acids.